Molecule: messenger RNA, 2481 nt
Organism: Racocetra persica
Lineage: Eukaryota; Fungi; Glomeromycota; Glomeromycetes; Diversisporales; Gigasporaceae
Source: the annotation of a GenBank genome assembly
GAAAAUGGAAUAAAAACAGAUCAGGAUAACAUACAUAUCCACAUUCCAAUUCUAACUUUAUAUUAUGGAUGUGAUCUGACUUCUGAAUUUAUUCAAGAUAUUAGAGACGUGAUUAAUAUUUCAGAUGAAACUGAGAAAAAGAAGAACCUUAAAGAAAAAUUAAAUUAUUAUGGUGAAUAUGUAAUUACUUCGGCGACUAUUGGCGGUGUUAUCACAAUUAAAAAUUGGUCUAAAUUUGAUGACAUAAGUAAAUCGCGCUUAAAAGCAUAUCUUCAAUGGAGCAUUGAUUAUGCCAAGGGCAUAAAAGUAAACAACUUUGAAAAAACAUCAAUUGAUGACUUAUACUUAUUUACAAAUUCAAAAAGAAUGAAAACUGCAGAGGAUUUAUAUAAAUGGGUUAAAGACCUACCUAACUCUAAUGAUUUUGAGAUUAUAUCAUAUGAAUCAUUCAAACCUGCUAUUCAAUUGUUACCACAAGAUUUAUUUGAAUAUUCUAAUUUUCAACGUACUGACGAAUCAGAAUUAAUUUCAAAAAUUCGAUCUCGGUAUGAUAAAAUAAAUAUAUUAGAGUGGUUAAUACCACCAGCAUUCCCAUUAUAUACGUAUGAUUGGAUUCAAGACAAUUUUUUACAACAUGGCAUAAUUUUACAGCGUUCAAAGCCAGGAAGGGCUAAAAAAGCUGCUUUUAAAUUUUUAAAGGAACCGAAAAUAACUCCAAUAAAUAAAAUUACUAUCAUCUUAUCGAAACAUAAAAGCCGUCAAGAAGAUUAUUUAUUAGAGAAUGGUAUUAUUUUAAAGAAGGAAGAUGGAAUAGAACUUGAUAAAAUCCCUUAUCCUGAGCAUAGUUCAACACUUAAUAUUCCUUUAGAGGACUUUAAGGACUCUAAAAAGCAACCCUCUAAUGCAAUUUAUUGUCAAAUAAUCUUUCAUACGAUAAAAAUUUCUUUUGACCCAUUGGACAUUGAAUAUUUACGAGAAUUUUCAAAUGCGAUAGAUUCUGCACUUCAGGAUCAAAAUGAAUCAUCUAAAUCUGAAACUCUUUGCAAGUUAUUUGGCGAGGAUUAUGGGCAUUUGUUGCCAAGAACUUUUACUUUGGGUGGAGUUUUGUCAAAAACAUAUAAAUCAAAUACUCACCCUCCCGAAAUUAAAACACAACAACUAGAUCUUAAAUCUAACGAUCCUUAUGAUUGGUUAAAUACUCUUGCGGAUAACCCUAAAAAUUGGAACAUUAUAUCUUAUGAAGAUUGGAUACAAAUAUAUAAAACUAGUCCAUCAGAUGACAUUCUAUGUAAUGAUUCUGAUUCGUCAUCGAAUAAUGGGAUUUUACAUGAUAAAUCCUCAUUUGACACUGAAGAAUGUGGUAUACCAAUACCUACGAUUAUUAAUAUGUUAACUGAAAAGUAUAAUCGAUAUAUUCAUAGCAAGGAUGUUUAUAAUAUCUUAACUUGUCAUACUCGUGAUCGUAUUAAAGGUUUAUCACAACGUUUUCCUGAAAUUAUAUUAAUGGACUCAACUUACAAAACCAAUCAUUUUGGAAUACCACUUUUACUUAUAAGUGGUGUUGAUGCAACGGGAAUUACCUUUUUAAUUGCAAGUAGACUUAUUUCUGAUGAAACUAUAUCAAGCUUUUGUUGGGUUCUUCAACAAUUAAAACAAACAGCUGAUAAUAUAACUAUAAAUAAAAUUCAAACAGUUUUAACUGAUAAAGAUCUCGCCAUACUGUCUUCUAUUCGAAAUGAAUUACCACAUGUCAAACACCAACUUUGUAUUUGGCAUUUAGAACAAAAUUUAGUUAAAAAUUUAACAGGAAAACUUGGUAAUAGAUUUUUAGCAUUUAGUAAAGACUUUAAAAUAACAAUGAUACAAAAUACUGAAGAAACAUUUGAAGUUAGUUGGAAUCAUCUUUUGAUAGAGUAUCCCGAAGUUGAAAAGGCUAGCAAUGCACACUUAAAACGUUUACUUGGUCAUACAGUACCUUUGCCUGAGUUAAUAAGCGCAUUAGAUAAAUUAUCUUGCCAACAACUUCAACAUUCACAAUAUCAACAAUAUCGUAUACGUGGAAGUACUCGUCAGCAAUGUCCUGAAUUACUUAAAAGCAUUUCGGCAAUUAUAUCAAAUUUUACAUAUUCAUUAAUUUUAGAACAAUACAAUUUAGCUAAUAUCAAGAAUUAUUCUAUUGAAAAACAAGAUAGUUUAUUUAAAGUUUAUUAUAAUAGCAACUACAAACAUAUUGUAUAUCAAACUGAUAUAGCUUUAGUUUGUAGUUGUAAUUAUACUACACAAUUUUCUCUUCCAUGCCGUCAUAUUAUUGCUCUUCAUCUUUUUAGUCAAAAAGAAAUAAGCAUUAAUUAUAUUGGUAAGCAUUGGAUAGUAAAUACAUAUAAUAGAACACAACAAAUUACAUCAGAUAUUGAUUUUACCGCAACUGUUGACUUUGCUAAUUCUGCACCAACUGUCGAUUUGGACAUUAAUUCUAUACCA